AAAUGGCUGGUGGACGGCAAAGAGAUCCUGAACCAGGGGUUGAAGCAAUUCUCAGGAUGCUUCCAGGUUUUCACUGGCGUUGGUCCGAAAAUUGUUAUACCAAAUCGAUUUGCGGAUGAAAUACGGAACGAUCCACACAUGAACUUCGGAAAGGCUUUGUCCGACGAGUUCUUUGGCAAAUACCCAGGCUUCGAGCCAUUCAACAGCUCUGCGGAGAGUACCAUUGUUGCGGAUAUGGUUAGAGGCAAACUUACACGAUCACUUGGUUUGAUUCUAGACGAGCUUUCGGACGAGUCUUCAAAGUCCAUUAAAUACACACUCGGCGAACCUGAAGAAUGGACAGAAAUACCAAUUAAGCUCAAAAUAAUCCAUCUGAUCUCCCGGCUAUCUGCACGCGUCUUUAUCGGCGAAGAGCUCUGCGAGAACGAGGAAUGGCUCACUCUUACUGAAAACUAUACCAUCAAUGCGUUCAUUGCAGCGCGCGAGUUGCGAGAAUGGCCUACAUACAUACGUCCCAUUAUUCACUGGUUCUUGCCCGAAUGCCGCCAGGUCAGACGCGACAUCCGGGAGGCACGCCAGAUUAUCAUGCCUGUAGUUGGGAAGCGCAGAGAACGGAAUCGCAAGGCCCAGGAGGCGGGGCAGCCCACAUCUAAGGUGGCUGAUACAAUUGGCUGGUUGGAUGAGGCGGCCAAAGGUCGCCCGUAUGACGUUGCCAUUGCUCAACUUGGGAUCUCGAUCGCGGCUAUACACACUUCGAGCGAGCUGUUGACAGGAAUCAUGCUAGACCUUUGUGCGAACCCAGAGUACUUCAAGCCGCUUCGAGAUGAGAUGUACACUGUUCUUGGAGAGAAGGGAUGGAGAAAGACAUCUUUGUUUGAGAUGAGGCUCUUAGACAGCGUAAUGAAGGAGUCCCAGAGGCAUCAUUUUGGAGACAUUGCUUCAAUGUCGCGGUUUGUUGAGCAACCCAUCACACUUUCCGAUGGUACCACGAUCCCAAGAGGCGCCCUGACCGUGGUCGCCAUCGACAGGAUGCACGACACGUCCAUUUUUCCAGAGUCCACCGCAUACAAAGGCCGUCGGUUCCUUGACAUGCGCCAGCAGCCAGGAAACGAGAACAAAUGGCAGUUUGUGACCACUUCAGCCGAGCAUCUUGCCUUUGGUCAUGGAAAGCACGCCUGUCCGGGUCGGUUCUUUGCCUCCAACGAAAUCAAAGUCGCGCUGUGUCAUCUACUGUUGAAGUAUGAUUGGAAGCUCCCAAAUGAGGAUCGUCUAGAAGACAAAAUCUUUGGGCAAGAAGCCAUAGUCGAUCCAGAUGCAAAGGUUCUGUUCAGGAAAAGGAUAGAAGAAGUU
Molecule: messenger RNA, 1350 nt
Organism: Aplosporella prunicola CBS 121167
Lineage: Eukaryota; Fungi; Ascomycota; Dothideomycetes; Botryosphaeriales; Aplosporellaceae
Exons: 6
Molecular function (GO): monooxygenase activity; iron ion binding; heme binding
Source: RefSeq, a predicted model, not a curated record